This is a messenger RNA of Trypanosoma conorhini, 1479 nucleotides long. Its product is annotated as chaperone protein DnaJ. The transcript has a single exon. Gene Ontology annotation, molecular function: transmembrane protein transporter activity; RNA binding. Lineage: Eukaryota; Euglenozoa; Kinetoplastea; Trypanosomatida; Trypanosomatidae. Gene Ontology annotation, cellular component: Sec62/Sec63 complex. Bases 1 to 1479 code for a protein of 492 amino acids. Gene Ontology annotation, biological process: post-translational protein targeting to endoplasmic reticulum membrane; SRP-dependent cotranslational protein targeting to membrane. The record is from RefSeq and is a predicted model, not a curated record.
AUGGCAGAUGGGGGCGGUAUUGGCGGGAGCGAUGAAGGCUUCAUCUCCUUUGCAUUCGCCAUUGUCUCGGUGGUGAUGAUCAUCCUCUACAUUCCGUGGCUGGUGCGCCACGUGCGGGGCGCCGUUGAUUACUACACCGCCCCAAAGAAAAAGCGGGCCGGUAUGACAAGUCCAUUCGAGGGAAUGUGGGACACGCUGACGUACCUUCCGCGGGUUGUGUCCCUGCUGGCGGCGAACCCCGACAUGCUGCUGGCCGGCGCACGCGUCUGCUGGGAGGAGAAGGUCUUCUUUCUGCGGUGUGUGGUGCCAAAGUUCCUCAAGUUCACCAUCCGGCCGAAGAUUCUGGUGCUCUGGCUCUGGGUGGUCCUCUUCUCCUCGGCGAUGUACGUGACGCUCACCUUUGAUGCCCACGCGGUCCUUGGGGUGGGCUCCAGCGCCACAACGAGCGAGAUCAAGAAGGCGUAUCGUGCGCUCUCCAAACGGUACCACCCGGAUCAUAACAAAACAGAGGAGGCGCGAGGCAUCUACAUUCAGGUGCGUCGCGCGUAUAAGGCGCUCGUAGACCGCGAGGCAUUUGAAGAGGAGGAGGCCAAAAAUGUCCACGAGUUCUCCGUGGGCAUUGCACUUCCAAGCUUCCUCACCUCACGCGAACACGAUGGAAUGGUGUUGUUUGGUCUCCUCUGCAUUCUCAUUGGUGUGCCGAUUAUUAUUUGGUAUAACUUCAGAGGGACACAAAAGAUACCCCACUUGCUUUGGCGCGUUUACUUUGACAAGGAGCGGGUGGAACAUUUUCUAAAGCAUCUUGGGAUUCCGGAGGAUCCAAAGCACAUUGAACGACGUGACUCACGGCGAUGCACGCUGCAGGUGCUUACUACACUAGGUAUCGUGCCGCCGAAUACCCGUGAAAGUGUUGUGGCAAACUUCCCGCCCUUUCCUGACUUCAUUACACGUUGCGUGGAGGUGGAAAAGAAUAUGGCGUACCUGCAGAACUUUAUGGAUCCCGCCACGAUUCAGCUCCUUCACGAGUACAUGGUUAGCAAUGGCGUUCGCCUGCUUGAUGAGUUUGAUGCCGCCCAUUCAGAGUUGAAUCAGGUUGAUAUUUCAGAGUUUAAACCGCUUCCGAUUGCCAAAUAUAAAGCCAUUCGUUAUCUUUUCACGCAGCACAUAGUGCAGGUGGAUGAGGCGCUUGAAGAGUUGCUGGAGAACAUGGGCGGCAACCUCCCUAGUGCACGAAAGCUGCUGAACCUUCAUGUAGAGCUGUUUGACCUUCUUCGUUUGGUGUUCGAGUGUGAAGGAAAGCCGGUGAGGCAACACGUUCAAAAACUCAUUGCAAUGCCUCAGCGGGUCUGCGAUAUUGUGGACUCCCUAGAGCCCGAGAUUGAGACAAUUUACAAGCGCGUGUAUAAAAACUGCCUGCAGCAGCAGCUUGGAAACAAGCAUGAGCGCCGUGUUUUUAAGGCUAACAUGCGCAGAGCCUAG